This is a messenger RNA of Scedosporium apiospermum, 3609 nucleotides long. Its product is annotated as Pre-mRNA-splicing factor rse-1. Gene Ontology annotation, molecular function: protein binding; U2 snRNA binding. Gene Ontology annotation, cellular component: U2 snRNP; nucleus. Gene Ontology annotation, biological process: mRNA splicing, via spliceosome. NCBI's taxonomy places the organism in Eukaryota, Fungi, Ascomycota, Sordariomycetes, Microascales, Microascaceae. The record is from RefSeq and is a predicted model, not a curated record. The transcript has 3 exons. Bases 1 to 3609 code for a protein of 1202 amino acids.
AUGGCGACCACGUCAAAUAUGUUCCUCUACUCGCUAACGAUCCAGCCGCCGACGGCUAUCACGAAUGCGAUCCUCGGUCAGUUCUCCGGCACGAGGCAACAGCAGAUCCUCACGGCCUCAGGCUCUCGAUUGACCCUCCUUCGCCCAGAUCCGAAUUUGGGCAAGGCGACAUCAGUCGUCUCGCACGAUAUCUUUGGCAUAAUCAGAUCUAUCGCCUCAUUCCGCCUUGCUGGAGGUACCAAGGACUUCAUCAUCCUAGCCACUGACUCGGGGCGCAUCGCCAUCAUCGAGUACCUCCCGGCUGAAAACCGCUUCUCUCGCAUUCAUCUGGAGACCUUUGGGAAGUCUGGCGUGCGCCGUGUCAUCCCGGGCCAAUUUCUCACUGUUGAUCCAAAAGGUAGAGCCUGCCUCGUCGCCUCUGUCGAAAAGAACAAGCUUGUUUACGUUUUCAACCGCAACACCCAGGCCGAACUCACCAUAUCCUCACCUCUCGAGGCGCACAAGCCUGGAAUCCUCGUCUUGUCUCUUGUUGCUCUCGACGUUGGCUAUGCGAACCCCGUAUUUGCAGCUCUAGAGAUGGACUCCACUGACUUAGACCAGGGAGUCGAAACUCAACUUGUCUAUUAUGAGCUGGAUCUAGGCUUGAAUCACGUCGUCCGCAAGUGGGCUGAAACCGUCGACCCGACUGCCUCUCUGCUCUUCCCAGUCCCGGGCGGAAACAAUGGGCCGAGCGGCGUGCUUGUAUGUGGAGAGGAAAAUAUCACAUACAGGCAUUCAAAUCAAGAGGCUUUCCGCGUGCCUAUCCCGAGACGGCGAGGCGCUACAGAAGACCCUCAGCGGAGGCGCACUAUCGUUUCAGGGGUAAUGCACCAGCUUAAGGGUAGUGCUGGUGCCUUCUUCCUUCUCCUUCAAACAGAAGAUGGAGAUAUUUUCAAGGUGACCCUCGACAUGCUCGAAGAGAACGGCAAGCUGACUGAAGAAGUCAAAUGCAUCAAGGUCAAGUAUUUUGAUACUAUCCCGGUUGCCAACAGCCUUUGCAUUCUUAAGAGUGGGUUCCUCUUUGCCGCCAGCCAGUCCGGGAACCAUCAGUUCUAUCAGUUCGAGAAGCUCGGCGAUAAUGAUGAAGAACCUGAGUUUACCAGCGACGACUUUCCUGCUGACCACCAGACUCUCUACAGCCCUGUUUACUUUAACCCUCGGCCUUUGGAAAACCUGGCAUUGGUCGAAAGUAUCGAUUCAAUGAGUCCACUUAUCGAUUGCAAAGUUGUGAACUUGACUGGAGAGGAUGUUCCUCAGAUAUACUCAGUAUGCGGUAAUGGCGCCAGAAGCACUUUCCGCGUACUAAAGUAUGGCUUGGAAGUCAACGAAAUUGUGGCUUCCCAGCUCCCUGAAACACCUUUGGCAGUCUGGACCACAAAACUUACUGCGGAUGAUAAGUACGACUCCUAUAUUAUCCUGACAUUUUCGAACAUCACUUGGGUUAUGAGCAUUGGUGAGACGGUGACACAAGUCACUGACUCUGGCUUUCUCGAACAAGCCCCAACUCUUGUAGUCCAGCAACUUGGCGACGAUGGUCUUGUCCAGAUCCACCCGAAAGGAAUUCGCCAUAUUCGAAACGGACAAGUAAACGAAUGGCCAGCGCCCCAACACCGGUCUAUAGUUGCUGCUGCGACAAAUAAGCAGCAGGUAGCUAUAGCUCUCAGUUCGGGGGAGAUCGUCUAUUUUGAGAUGGACAGCGAUGGAUCUCUUGCUGAGUAUGAUGAGAGGAAGGAGAUCUCUGGGACAGUAACUUGUCUUAGCCUGGGCGAAGUACAUGAAGGACGUUUGAGAAGUUCUUUCCUAGCUGUUGGGUGUGACGACUGCACUGUCAGAGUUCUUAGCUUAAGCCCAGGAUCCAUCCUUGAGAGCAAGUCUGUACAAGCCCUCACAGCAGCACCCUCGGCGCUUUGCAUCAUGACCAUGGAAGACUCCUCUACUGGUGGUUCUACACUUUUCCUACACAUCGGCCUCCAUUCUGGAGUCUAUCUCAGAACAGUGUUGGACGAGAUUACGGGAGAGCUCGCCAACCCACGACAAAGGUUUCUUGGCCCCAAGGCGAUUCACCUUUCCCAGGUGACGGUUCAGAAGCAAACGUGUGUCCUGGCCCUUGGCUCCAGGCCCUGGAUUGGGUAUAUCGACCCGUUUACAACAGGUUUUACCAUGACGCCUCUUAGUUACGAAGAACUGGAGUGGGGAUGGAACUUCAGUAGUGAGCAGUGUGAGGAGGGUAUAAUUGGAAUCCAUGCCAACUAUCUCCGGGUAUUCUCGAUCGACAAACUCGGAAACAACCUCAUUCAAAAAUCGACGGCCCUCACGUAUACGCCACGACACCUUGUCAAGCAUCCUCAACAGCCGUACUUUUACACCAUUGAAUCUGACAAUGGGACGCUGGCACCGGAGCUGCGUGCGCGAUUGCUUGCCGAUCCAAACAAUAGCGACGCCAAGGUACUUCCACCAGAACAGUUUGGUCAUCCUCGUGGCCGCGGUAGGUGGGCAUCCUGCAUCAAUGUUGUUGACGCCAUGAGUGAAGAAGAACCCCAAGUGCUCCAAAGAAUCGACCUCGAAGACAACGAGGCUGCUGUCAGCGCAGCAGUCGUCUCCUUUGCUAGCCAGGAAGACGAGAGCUUCUUGGUCGUUGGUACUGGGAAAGAUAUGGUCCUUAGUCCAAGGCAGUUUUCAGGGGGCUUUAUCCACAUCUAUCGAUUCCAUGAAGACGGCCGGGCUCUAGAGUUCAUCCACAAGACCCAAGUUGAGGAACCACCAAUGGCGCUCAUACCUUUCCAAGGUCGGCUAGUAGCUGGAAUCGGUAAGAUUCUGAGAAUCUACGAUCUAGGCCUAAAGCAAUUACUUCGAAAAGCCCAAGCGACCAUUGCGCCACAGCUGAUCGUAUCCUUACAAAGUCAGGGGAACCGGAUCGUUGUCGGCGACGUCCAGCAAAGCAUAACCAUGGUCGUAUAUAAGCCUGACUCUAAUAAGCUCAUCCCCUUUGUUGAUGACACCAUUGCGCGGUGGACAACUUGUUCCACCAUGGUCGAUUAUGAAUCAGUCGCAGGCGGCGAUAAAUUCGGCAACAUCUGGAUCGUACGCUGUCCCGAAAACACCAGCACGGAAUCUGACGAGCCCGGCUCUGAACUCCGUCUAACUAAUGAGCGAGAGUACCUCCACGGCGCUCCAAGUCGACUUAACCUGGUGGCACACUUCUUCACCCAAGAUAUCCCAACCAGCAUCUACAAGACCAACCUCGCCGUCGGAGGUCGGGAUGUCCUCUUGUGGACUGGCUUACAAGGCACAAUCGGCGUUCUCAUCCCAUUCCUUACCCGCGAGGAUGCCGACUUCUUCCAGACUCUAGAAAUGCACAUGCGCAGCGAAGAUCCACCACUUGCUGGACGCGACCACCUCAUGUAUCGCGGUUACUACGUCCCGGUCAAAGGAGUCAUCGAUGGAGAUUUGUGCGAGCGGUACACGUUGCUGGCUAACGACAAAAAACAGAGGAUUGCCGAUGAGCUUGGUCGCUCGGUAAGGGAGAUUGAGCGAAAGAUUUCGGAUGUUCGAACUCGAUCGGCCUUUUAA